AUAAUCUGUAACCUAAAAAGUAAAUAAACUUUAUUAGUAAAUAUGGUAUUUAAACUUUAGUGUUAUUAUUAUUUAUAACGAAUAAUUGGUAAAUUAAUAUAAGAACAAUCGAAAAUAUGUCUCAGAAUUUAGCUACUGUCGUGCGCACGGCGCCCCAACACGACUUGAUGAACGAACUGAAUUUUUUCCUCAAAGGCGCAACGAAAAAAGAAACUUGCAACCCAAUAGACCUCGCAAAAUCGUCUUUAAUCCUCUUGAAAAGUUUGCCCCCGACGAAAACGGCCGUUUUCGAGUACUUCUGCGAAGUUUUCGAUAACGCAGUCAAAUGCUACAUUCAAGGAAUAGAGACAGAAAUCAAAACCGGUAAAUUACCACCACCCUCCGAAACGGACGAACUAAUUGUAUCAGACAUUCAUACAGUAUUAUCGAGUUUAAUCGCUGACAACCCCGUUGCUUGGGCACCUACUAUAAGCACAUGGUCUCUGGAAUUAUUAGGAGAAAUUUCAUCGAAAUACUCGGGAAGAGCCCACUUUUCAACAAACUUAAACGAAACUCUUCAAUUAUGGAUGGCUUGCAGAUCCACAAGAACUCUAGUUGAUAUAAACACCAAAUGUCUAUCAAGUCUGAUAUACUCCGAUACAGAGGCAUGUAUUAGCGCACUUUUAGAUACAUCUAUUAAGCAUUCGCCUCAUUUCGAUUGGGUGGUUGCUCACGUGGGAAGCUGUUUUCCUAAUACUGUCAUAACUAGAGUAUUGUCUUGUGGUUUAAAAGAUUUUUCUCAGAACAAAUCGUACGAACAAUGUUGCAAUUCUCCUAAACUUAAAUCGGUAGUGGGCAUACUCGGACACUUGGCUGGCAGCCAUGCAGAAGACAUCCGGAAAGCUGUUCUAGAUAUUUAUGUUUGGAGUCUUAGGGAAACUUUAGAAGAUACAGAUUUGCAAAGGUUACAAAAGAAAGCUACCGUUCCGUAUAUUUUGCAGUUGGUUUUUUUAUCCCCGAAAUUGUUGUCUUCGCUUUGCAAGGACAUUAAGAGUUUCCUUACAAUAGAUGCCGUUUGUAGAUUAUAUUACUAUGUAGGGGAUUGGUACAAAUAUUUUGGAACACCUGAAGCUUUAGAGGAACAAGUAACCACUUUAAUCUUGCACUGCGACAUCGGCGGAUUUGAAAUUAUAAACAUACUACUCGAAUGUAUUUUAACAGACAAGAUUAAAGGUAGCAAUGAAGUAAAGAACGACAUAAAAGAGAAAGCCAAAGAUCUACUCAUGCAAGUUCUCCAAGAAAUGGAAGAGUCAAUAAGACACGGCAGUGCAGUGAGUCUCAUUAACUCGUUCCCGAAGGAACUACCGGAAUUGAUUAAGAUGCUUCUGAGACCGGAAAGUAUCGUGCAAAAAACGGCUUUUCAAAUCGUCCUAUUUCUCGGUAACAUCAAUACAGCGACAUUGGUAACAGUUGUACAAAAUUUGUUGAAAACUAGCACGAACGAUAGCCAUUUGGUUUUGCUGUUGAGAAUCCUAACGAGCGACCUCGUCGAUAAGACUGUGUACUCGGAGAAAGGAGGCCAUUUAUCUUUAGCUCUCGAACAGAUAUUGAAUCGGAACAUUCAGAAGUUUUGUACGAGCAACGAAGAGAAUUCGGAUCUUUCGCAAAUGUGGAAUAAUCUUUACAAAUUAUUACAAUGGGAAAAAAGCGGAAAGGUGGCUUUGUUGAAUUCCAAAAUUAUUACACGAUCAUUGGAAGCGAACCUUCCGAAUUUAACUUCACUAUUAUCCAACGAAGUAUUGCAUAUGCAUAUUAUAGCUGAUAUAUUGGAUAGUAUGGAAAUACCGCAGCCUAUUUCAUCAUAUAAUCCACCUGUUGGUGUCAUAUUGAACUUAACACAAUCUACUGUAAAUUACUUUUUCGCCUGUUGUAAAGACGAAGGAACUGCUAUGAAGUUGAAAGGUUUGAUGAAAGCUAAUAAAAUAUUGAAGAGAUUAUGCACGUAUUCCAAAUUUGCUAAAGUAUUGGCUUUGAGGGAAUUCCUCGAAAGGGCUUUAUUCCAAAGCGACAACGUUUUGUUUGGCGCCAGAAAAAACGACAUGAACAACGAAAUUGAGAAAAUGCUUCUGAAGCAGAACAAAAAAAUUAACAAAACCAUCCCCCUCACCAAGCAUUCUACUGUAUUCAACGGAGGAAUCAUCGGUACUGGUAAACGAAAAUCACUUUGUUUCGACGAACUACCGUUUAAUACUAUCGCCGAAAACACUUCGCAUCUUUUGAAUGCCAUCAAAUCCUGUUGCGUCCUUCCCGAAGAAAGUAAAUACAACGACAUAUCAUUGGAUAGCAUGACGUUAUUAUCGCUAUUAUUGGUCCAAUUCGUCAGUCCUGAUCUUAUGUACAACGGUCUCCCUUGGCCCGACGAGGACUUCUCGAAGGUAACAAUGGAAAGAGAUCUAUUCAUUAGAAGGAUGUUCUCGAACACGCCAUUACUUUGGGAAUUGUUAAGCUUCGUAGCCGUUUAUCGACCAGCUAUUUGUUAUUGUUCGGUUUUAAUCAGAGCUUUAACAGCGACGCUGAUCCAUCAGUGGAAGAGCAUGGGCGAACAAAGCAAGGACGACGAUUCCGAAAACUACAAAAAUCUAAUGGAAACCACCAUCAAAGUAAUAGACGUCAUGGCGUUGGGACAGCUGCUGCCCCCGCCUUUGUCCAGCAUCAGGGACAUCAUACCGGUGCUGAAAUGCUACGAGAUCGUGGCGAUUUUGAAAGAAUGCAUUUGGUGCUACAUGAGAGACCACAUUCCAUCUCCGGCUUUAUUUGGAUGCGAUACAAACGGUGUGCAUUGGAGGGAUCCUAUCAACGCCCGACCGUCCGAAAUAUACACCAAUACAUUAAGGAUAAUAAUGCAGAGGAACGUCAAGAUGCUCGGGCAUAUGUACGCCCAAAUGUUCAUUAAUAUCCCCCAGCACGACUCGUGAGAAAUGAUUUACACUACGUUUUGAUUAUUGUAUUUAAUCAAUAUUGGUAGUAUAAGAAAUAAUAAUUUGUCUAAGUAUUUACUAUGAACAUUUUUUGCUUUUUUCGGCAAUACUGAUUAAGUGCUUCGCUGUAGCUUUACCCGUUUGCUUUACUAAGGAAUAAAAUACGCCAUCGUGGUUUUGCAAUAGCGAGUAAGGCUGGUCGAAUUCGACGAUUUCGCCGGCGUCCAUCACGAUGACUUUAUCCGAAUCCAUAAUGGUGUGCAGCCUGUGGGCUAUGGUGAGUACGGUGCAAUUGUGGAACUUUCUCCUGAUGGUUUUCUGUAUCAAAUCGUCGGUGUGCGGAUCGACGUUGGCCGUGGCCUCGUCUAAUACUAGAAUUUUGUUGUUUCUUACUAUGGCUCGGGCUAGGCAGAGCAGCUGCCUUUGACCGACGCUGAAGUUCGAUCCGCCUUCGGCCAUUUUGCUGUCC
Messenger RNA from Phyllotreta striolata, 3426 nucleotides. Lineage: Eukaryota; Metazoa; Arthropoda; Insecta; Coleoptera; Chrysomelidae. The record is from the annotation of a GenBank genome assembly.